GGGUUUCCAAAAACCCCCCAUCUUUCAUUGCUCGACUUUGCUCAAUCAUGCAUUUCCUCAAAAACUAUCUUCUCUAGUCCAGCAUUUCUUCAUUACAGCUUCUGGGUUCUUCACAUUUCAAUCCCCAGACACAACUGUUUUGCUCUUUGCUGAAAAGGUGUGAACUUCAGUUCUUGUUGCCAGUAAAGGUCAAAGAUUGGUACUUUUUGCACUAUCUAGAUUGAAGUUUGAGUUUUCAGAAGGUCGUGAUAUAAUUUAUGGGGAAAUCUGGGGGUAGGAAAAAGAAGGGUGCAAUUAGCCAAAACCAAAACCAAGCUUCUGCUGGGGAAAAUAAUCAUGCACCUGUUAUUAAUGGUGCUGUUGAUUUGGACUGCUUCAGUUUUUUUGAGAAGAGCCCACGAGCUUUAAAGAAGAGGGAAAUAAAAGAUUUUCAGGGCAAGGAUUUAUGCAGGGGCUCUUUUCAACAGUAUGAUAUUGCCCUUAAACUGAUCCCGAAAACGCACCCAGAAAGAGCUGUUUUUCAUAGCAAUAGAGCUGCUUGUUUAAUGCAAAUGAAGCCCAUAGACUAUGAUAGUGUGAUUUCGGAAUGUACUCUGGCACUUCAGGUUCAGCCUGGAUUUGUUCGGGCCCUUUUGCGGAGGGCUCGUGCUUUUGAGGCAGUAGGGAAGCAUGAAAUGGCGAUGCAAGAUGUGCAAGUGUUAUUGAGUGCUGACCCGAAUCACAGGGAUGCACUGGAGAUUGUGGGGAGAUUGAGGAUGGCGCUUGGCCCACGCCAGGAGGCCCAACAGGACCUCCAGAGUCGCCCAUCGCCUGCUGCCCUGGGUGCUUCUGCUGUCCGGGGAGCUCCGAUUGGUGGCCUUGGACCUUGUUUGCCAGCUCGACCAGUAUCAAAGAAGGCAGCAACUCCAGCUGUGGGAUCAGCUUUAUCAGCUAAUAAUAAGCCAGAUAAGUCUUGUCCAGCUUUGCCAACUGAAAAUUGUCCAGAAGCCAAAUCUCAAUUACCAAACGUUGUUUUAAAGCCGUCACAGGGUUCUUCCAAACCGAGUGCCAUUUCAGUUAAGGAGAGUAAGGAACAUGGAUCAUCUUCAUCAUUGCCAGUUUCAACACAUGCGCAAUCUGUUGAGGUUGUAACUCGAUGGAGACCAUUGAAGCUUGUUUAUGAUCACGACAUUAGACUUGCUCAAAUGCCUGUGAGUUGCAAUUUUAAGGUGUUAAGGGAUAUCGUAGGCAAACGGCUCCCGAUGUCAAAGUCUGUUCUGAUUAAGUAUAAAGAUAAUGACGGUGAUUUAGUUACAAUUACAUGCACGGCUGAGCUUCGAUUGGCUGAGUCCUGUGUUGACUGGCUUAGUCCGAAAGACCCUGAUAGUGAUAAACAAGAUUCAGCUGGGACGUUGAGGUUGCAUAUUGUAGAGGUGAGUCCUGAACAUGAGCCACCUUUAUUGGAAGAGGAAGAAGAGAAACCUGCCGAGACUGAGGCAACUAAAGAAGAUGAAAAUGCAUCUAACUCUUCACUAGGUGAGUCUGUUGUGGAACCUGUGGACAAUGAAGUUGUUAAGACAGAAAAGCCAGCUCCAAAGGAGAAAACUGGAAUAUCAGAAGAUCCUGAGUGCAAGGAAGUGGAGAUGGAUGACUGGUUAUUUGAGUUUGCACAGUUGUUCCGAAGCCAUGUCGGUAUUGACCCAGAUGCUCACAUUGAUCUUCAUGAGCUUGGGAUGGAGCUAUGCUCUGAAGCUCUGGAGGAGACAGUGACAAGUGAAGAAGCUCAAAUCCUUUUUGAUAAGGCCGCUUUAAAGUUUCAGGAAGUAGCUGCUCUAGCUUUCUUUAACUGGGGAAAUGUACACAUGUGUGCAGCAAGGAAGCGGAUUCCUAUAGAUGACUCAGCUUCAAAGGACUUGAUGGCCUCACAACUUCAAGCUGCUUAUGACUGGGUCAAGGAAAAGUAUUCGUUGGCCAGAGAGAAGUAUGAGGAGGCACUUUCUGUCAAACCAGACUUUUAUGAAGGUCUCUUGGCACUUGGGCAGCAGCAAUUUGAAAUGGCAAAGCUCCAUUGGUCCUUUGUUGUGGCAAAGAAAGAAGACCUAUCAAAGUGGGAUCCUACGGAGACCCUACAACUUUUUGACAGUGCAGAAGAAAAAAUGAAAGUAGCUACUCAAAUGUGGGAGAAGUUGGAAGAGCAUAGAGCAAAUGAACUGAAGGAUCCUGGAGCAGCAAGUAAGAAGGAAGAACUGUUGAAAAGACGGAAGAAGCCAGGAAGUGGAGUAGAAAAUGAGGGCUCAUCUGCUGGCAGUCAGGGGGCACUUUCAGCUGAUGAAGCAGCAGAACAAGCUGCUGUGAUGAGAUCUCAAAUACAUCUAUUCUGGGGUAAUAUGCUUUUUGAACGAUCCCAAGUUGAAUUUAAAUUGAAUUUGACUGGUUGGAAGAAGAAUUUGGACACUGCAAUCGAGAGAUUCAAGCUUGCUGGAGCCUCUGAAACAGACAUUGCAACAGUUCUGAAGAAUCAUUGCUCCAAUGAAGAAGCUAGUGAGGGACAAGAGAAAAGAAUUGAGAAUGUAAGCAUGGCUCUUUCUAGUAAGAUAGAGGAUCCAAAUGAGGUAACUCAAACUUCAGGGGAGUAAUUUGUUUGGAGUGCAUGAGAUUUCUUAUAGCUUCAGCCAAAUACCUUACCAUUUUCCUCAUCCUCAAGUUUCAUGGGUAAGAGAUUGUCCAUCUCUUUUGCAGAAGGGUUAACGUUUUUCACUCGCAUUUUUAAGACAGAAUGGGCAUCAACAUUCUUGAUACAUGUUCUUAAUCGAACAGUUUUGUUUCUUGGGGUAUGCUAAUAAUUUUGAACUUUCGACUGAUGCUAAUGUUAUAGUGCUAAGGAGUCUUCAUUGCUUAGGAUCUAAAUUAUGGCUUCAGGCUGCAAUAGUUAUAUUCCACACUUGACUCAUGGAUUUUAUUUUUUAUUCCCAAUCCGUGUAGUGAACUUUUAUGAAAUGAGAUGAUGUCCUUUCCUGCACUA
Molecule: messenger RNA, 3001 nt
Organism: Coffea eugenioides
Lineage: Eukaryota; Viridiplantae; Streptophyta; Magnoliopsida; Gentianales; Rubiaceae
Product: protein CLMP1-like
Molecular function (GO): protein binding
Source: RefSeq, a predicted model, not a curated record